Paramacrobiotus metropolitanus is the source of this 2687-nucleotide messenger RNA. RefSeq names its product golgin subfamily A member 6-like protein 6. The transcript has 3 exons. The record is from RefSeq and is a predicted model, not a curated record. Bases 1 to 2592 code for a protein of 863 amino acids. Lineage: Eukaryota; Metazoa; Tardigrada; Eutardigrada; Parachela; Macrobiotidae.
AUGAACCAGACAAAGGUCACCGGGGAGGAUAAACCCACAGUAAGAGGAGCGGAACCAGUUGGAGCAUCACAGCUUGAUGCUACCAUUAGUGGAACGAAUGAGCAGGAUAAAAAUGUGAACCUGGCUCAAGUGGACGGGAGAAACACAAAGGUCACCGAAGAAGAACUCGUUGAACUGGGACUGGAUGACCUUUCACUGAUCGAUAAAACCGCAGGCGAUGACCUUUGGGCAACUCCAAUGGUCUCAGAUGAAUCGAAUGAAUCAUACUUCACGGAUGAUGAAGCGACGAUGAAUAUGUCCUUCCAGACUGCGAUGAAGGAAGCUGACCGUGUUGAAGGGAUGACACCAUUCAAGGACAUACCCGAGCACCUUAUUGAACGGACACAAAUGGGAAAGGUCAUCAAUGUUAGAUCGCCAUCACCGAACAGUCCCACGUCAACUCUGAAGAGACGCGUAAAGGAGUUGGAAGAGGAACUCGAAGCCAAGGAAGGCCUGGUGACGAAAAGGAAACAGGAAUAUCAAAAUCGGAUAGGAACUCUGGAUGCUCGUAUCUAUGAACUGGAGCAACAACAGGCCGACUUGGAAAGCGCAGCGGAUGAAUGGAAGAUUAAAUACGAGCGUCAAAAAGAACUCGCUGAAGAGUACCUCAAAAUGGUAGAUGACAGAGAAAUGGAAGGUCAUCUCGCGGUUAGCGAGUUGAACGAGAGUAUGUCGGAAGAGUCGGCGGAAAGGUCACGGCACUUAGCCGAAUUGAAGGACGAAUGUGACCAGUUGCGUCAAAAGGUCACUGAAGCUGAAACUAAACGGGACGAGUACGCGACCAAAUUCGCAGAGGUCACACAACGGUUGACAACAUUGGCGACGGAGACGUUCAAACUAAGGAAUGACCUGAAGCUACGGGAGGAAGCAGUCAGUACUCUACAACUAGAAUCAAAAGGUCAUCAGGAACGGGCGGACGAAGCUGAGAAGUUGCGCAAUGAUGCAAUCAAAGCGAUGCGAGAGGCAAGAGACAUCACAGCUACUGAAGGAGAACGCCUGAAAGAAGAAAUCAAAAAGGUCAACCAGGAGAAUGAAAAGGUCAUAGAAGACAUUGAAAAGGUCACUAAGGAAGGACUCAAAUGGCAGAAGGAAGCACGGCGACUGGACACGAUGGUCACAACAUUGGAGUUGGAGGACAAAGAGUGGCAACAACAGGUCGCUCAAAAGAGUCAGGAAAUUGCAAGGUUGAACACUGACCUCGUCGAGAUGACCACCACAGCAUUGGCAAAAGAUGAUGAGUUGAUCGCAAUCAAGGAUCAGCUGAGAUCAGCCGCUGGGCAGUAUCAGCAACUCGAAAAAGAAACGAGUGAGCUGGUCGAGCACAUCAAAAAAAUGGAACGGGAAAAAGAAAAGGUCACCCAGCAGGAGUCUUUUAAACUGCAGGAACACUUACGAAAGGUCAACCUGGAAAAUUCUGAUCUAAAGAGGGAAAGAGAAGAACUUCAACUGAGAACUAAACGAUUGGAAGAUGAGAACAAGGCGCUCCAGACGUCUAACAAGCACAAAGAUGAACAACUCCUACAAUACGGAGUUAAAACGGCAACAGUGGAGUCCCCUCCGCCCAGUUACAGCAAGGUCAAAGACGACAAAGAGCCACCUUCGGAAAGUUACCCGCAUAUGAGUCGAGGUGAACCUUCACAAUUUCCCCCGCACAUCGAAACGAAUGUGUUUAUCGACGAAGGACGACGAGACAGACCCCCCAGCCGGCAGGAACGUCCAAGGAAGUCUCGUUAUGGGAAGGCGCAACGAACUCACGAUGAUGAUGAGAGUAGCGAAGAAGACGAGGACCAGAGAGCAGCCAACACAGCGGUACAAUUAACAAAGGCACUCAAUUCGAUGGCUCGGAAAACACCCCUCAUGACCUUUGACGGCAGCCGCGACACUGUGAGUGGAUGGACACGGUUGGUAAAAGAAACUCAAAGGACGUACCAGCUGACGGACGACCAAAUUAUGAUUGAGAUUGCUAGUGCGGUGAAAGGUCCUGCUAAAACUUGGUUCGAAGGCGAAAAAGACAUCGCAGCAGAAGACAGAAUUGAAUAUUCAAUAACUGAAUGGAUGGAGAAAUUCAAAGAUGAAUAUGGCGAUAGAGACGAAGAAGUCUUAGGCUUACGUGAGGCCUAUGCAAGGAAAUUCGAACUCGGAAAGGAAUCGCUUGAUCAGUAUUACCAGGCGAUGAUGCGAUUCAAAGCAAAACGGAUCAUCACAGAGAAACAAGCAGUGGGUUUCCUAAUUGAAGGAUGUAGAGGGGAUAACGAACUCUACAAAGCAUUGCGCAUACAGAAGUGCAAGACGCCGACGGACGUGAAAGAUUUCUUUCGACAUUGGGCAACGGGAGAGGAAAAGUAUAAGGCGCCGAAAGGUCAACGUAAUCAGGAAUACGUGACCAUCCGCCAAGGUCAAGUUGAAAACGUGCCGCAACAAAGAAUGGCAGCUGCGCCAGCCCAGCAGCCGGUUGAAUACCGCGCAGAGACUCCGGUCACCGAACAGAAAAAGGUCACCGAACAGAAAAAGAACCAGAGGUCAUUGAAAUAUCCUCUGAGGAUAAAAGCGUGACUCCAAUCGAAUGUGAGGAAGAUACCACAGUACAGGAACAGGUUAAACCUGAAGCGAGUCAAAGGACAUUAACUCCAGAAGAACGAGCCGGGAGU